Molecule: messenger RNA, 942 nt
Organism: Candida albicans SC5314
Lineage: Eukaryota; Fungi; Ascomycota; Pichiomycetes; Serinales; Debaryomycetaceae
Exons: 1
Coding region: 1-942 (313 amino acids)
Source: RefSeq, a predicted model, not a curated record
AUGUCAUUGAAAUUGGUACCACAACAAAGAGGGAUAGUUCAUACUUACGGAUUCAAUUUAACUGCAUUUGAGUUCACCACGGAUCCCAGCAACAUAUCGCCAAACAUUAUCUUAUUCGUGGGUGGUUUAGGAAAUGGUCUAUUGAACAUUCCAUAUUUGCCCGAAUUAGCUGAUUCUGCAAGCAAUGAGUUUCAAAGCACAGAUGGUGGGUCCUGGAGUUUAGUUCAGGUCUUACUAUCCUCUGCCUACCAAGGUUGGGGUACAUCAUCAUUGGAUCGUGACACGUCGGAAUUGCAAUCUGCUAUUGAGUAUUUCCGUUCAGAACGUGGUGGUAAUAGACAAAAAAUUGUGAUCAUGGGACAUUCCACAGGGUGUCAAGAUGUGAUUCAUUAUCUAACAAAGACGUUAUACAAAGAAAAUAUACCUGAAACUUCUCAGGUGCAAGGAGGUAUAUUACAAGCUCCAGUUUCAGAUCUGGAAGCACUUCUGUCGGGCCGCGAUCCCACCAAACACGAAGCAUUGGUCCAAAGGGUUUACGAUGAAUAUAUUUCCAAAGGGAAAGAGAGUGGGAUUUUACCUCAAGAGUAUCGUAAACUUACCUGGGGUGUACCUACAUCUGCUUACAGAUUCUAUUCGUUGGCUAGUAAGAGAGGCGAUGAUGAUUAUUUUUCUUCUUAUUUGACUCAAGAGGAUUACACCAAAAGUUUUGGUAAAGUAAAUAAACCACUUCUUGUGCUUUACGGAAGCAUUGAUGAAUUUGUGCCUGAAUAUGUUGACAAGGAAAAUUUGGUCAGCACUUGGAAACAAUCAACUUCAUCACAGUAUUGGAGCGAGCACAGUCAAAUAAUUAAAGGUGCGACCCAUAAUUUGGGGGAUGGCUCCGAUGCUGGUGUUAUCGAACAUUUGGUGUCAGUGGUGAAAAAGUUUAUUAGUGAUCUAUAG